Messenger RNA from Salvelinus sp. IW2-2015, 4077 nucleotides. Its product is annotated as 1-phosphatidylinositol 4,5-bisphosphate phosphodiesterase eta-2-like. The record is from RefSeq and is a predicted model, not a curated record. NCBI's taxonomy places the organism in Eukaryota, Metazoa, Chordata, Actinopteri, Salmoniformes, Salmonidae.
GCGCGGCGGUGACCUCCCGCCCCUCUCUGUACAGGUCCCCUGACCAGUACAUGGGCCCUCCCCUCCUGUACAUGGGCAAGGUGGCCAGCGGCAUCAAAGGGCUGUUUCACAGAAACCCAAAGCAGGCUUCUCUSGACAGCCAUGCUGCUGCACAGCUCAGCCAUAAGCACACGUUCGGCGCCCACCUGCUGCGCCGCACGGCCAGCGCGCCCACCAAGGUCCUGCCCAAGGUCAAGAAGGGUUUCCCCGAGAUCGCCAUCGACACCAAAGACUACCGCUCAGAAGGCACCAGCGAGGACCGGGAGUUAGAGGACAGCCACCUCAUUGCUUCCUCCCAGCCCCCGCUGCUCCACCAGGGCACCUGGGACACCACGGCCGCCGUUGCCCCCGCCGCAUCACGCCAAGGYACCAACAGGCACCAUGGCACCAACGAGGCUUUCCACCCCGACRAGGGCAAAGACCAUUCCACAGUGCAGAGACCAGCUCCCCCUAUUCGACUGCUCGCACCAAUCGCUGAUGAUCUGGGGGAYCGCCAUCUCACUCACUCCUCUUCCACUCCAGCAGACCACUCAUCCACACGUCACUCCCCACCUCCACCGCUCCCUAUAUCCACAGCAAUCACCAUCUUCACCUCAUCCCCGGCUUCUAACAGUGAGGCGGACAGUCCCGUCAACGGUAGGGGGGAGGAGGGUCCCGUCAACGGUAGAGGGGACAACAAGAGACCACCUGCCCUUCACAGGACUACCUCGGCCCCUGUGACACAUGACCCCAAAGACCUGAAACCCUCACAGUACAGCGGAGACCCCCGGGUCGAUGAUGGCACCUCGUCACCCAGGGAGCACUCUCCAAGCCGAGARGAAGCACCGUAUACACAGUCAGGCCACACAAAGGACGAUGCUGAGCUCAAGACUGAGCCAAGUGCRAAGUCCCCUGUUCCUCUCGCCGACYCCUCURUAGACGCCAGCCCUCGGAAAGUCCAGGCCCUGAGAGCUCUGUUUGGCAGCAGCCCAUUGAACACGCCUGUCAGAAGGACCAAAAUCGAGGGCCACGUGCAGGCGGUGGCUGGGGGGCAGCAGCAGUCAUCAGUAAUGCCAGAGGUGUGCACCGACGCCACCCUGAAYGACCGGCUGUGGAGCAAGCUGGAGCCCAAGUCAUGCAGCCACAGAGACAGCGUGUCCUCAUCCUCCAGCAUAUCGUCCAACGACACCGUCAUUGACCUGUCCUUGCCCAAUCUGGCCAGGAAGAGCCUCACCUGUCUGAGCAACAGAACCUCCCCGGGCGACAUCUUCCCGGACCCACCCUCCUGGGUCAACCGGCCACGCUCUGCCAUAGCCUCCUUGGAGACGCUGCAGGUCAGCAAGAGCAAGUCCAACCCCAACCUCCUGCAGGGCCACCUGGGGGAACCAGAAGACGAACUGCAGCCCAGGCCCCUCGGCGCCCCCAGGGAGCCUCCAGUGGACUCACCCAGCAGAAUAACCCAGAGGAGGCACACCUGGAGCCGCCUCUACAUGGAAGGGCUGAAGCAUUCCUCCCCCCCAGCUAAGAGGCCCUCUGCUGCAGAAGCCCUUGCUGCUGCCGCAACCAGCCCCCUGGAUACCGUGGCCUCUAUGUCUAAGAGCCUGGGGGACUUGACCUCGGAUGACAUUGCCUGCAACUUUGACAGCAAGUACCGCAGCAUCACCCGCAGCUUCAUCAUUAGGCCUUCCCGGAACGACCUGCGGCAGGGUUACCCUAACCAUAWUCCCCAGAGGCCCCGGCUGCCCAGCGACCUAACUGAGCAGCUGAGGAGGCUGACGGACGUGGAGCCCCUGACAGCUCGCGACUUUGCCCCCCAGGUGCGGCAGGGGCCCCUGGAGGAGCCUCAGGAGGAGCCCCCGCUACGGAGGACGUCGUCCCGAAGCCAGAGCAGGGUGCGCUACAUCGCCAACAGGGCUAAGCAGGCCCAAGAGAGGCAGAGGCUGCAGGGUCUCAACCAGUCCCACCCUGCUACUGGCGCUGCUAACGCUAGUAUUAGCAGUGGCGGUUGCCCCAUGGAGGAGCGGGGGAACCCGGAGGGGGCGUGCUGCGUAGCCCGGAGCCCCUGCGCUAGCCUGGACCUGCUGAGCCAGCUCAGCACCCCAGGGCCCCCCAACAGACAGUCCCAGACCUCUCUGAACUCUGACAACMACGAGGUCUUUUUCAUGCUCAAGCUCUGAGAAUCAGACUCCUUUUGGAACUGAGCGUGAGAGAGACACUGAAGCAUAACUCAUUUAAAUUUCCAUCCAGCUUUCUAGGAAGGUAAAUUGUAAUUUUUAAAAGAAUGACAUUCUGUAUAUCUUGAUAGGAUGUGUUUUUAAAUGUAUUUAAUCAAGCAGAAUAAUGCUACUUCCAGACAGUCACAAGCACCGUUUUACUUUGGUCAAUGUGUUCAGUAACUCACAUCAACUAUGAACACCUAUACAUAGCAAAUGCUUAGCUGGUCACAAAGGAUGGACUAGUCAUUUUUACCACAAUGGUCACAACAAACACCAACUAAUUGCUCAGAAAUAAUAGAAACAGCAAUGAGUUGUCUAAUGAAAGCAUCCUUUACCAAUGCACUCAUUUGUUUGCACCAAAUGAGGAACGGUGGAAUGUGAUUGGAAAAGCAAUGCCUGCCUGACUGUCUAGGUUCACAGUGACUACCAUGUUUGUAUAUGCCUGACUGUCUAGGUAAACCGUGACAUCCAUGUUUGUAUAUGCCUGACUGUCUAGGUACACAGUGACUUCCAAGUUUUUAUAUGCCUGACUGUCUAGGUACACAGUGACUUCCAAGUUUUUAUAUGCCUGACUGUCUAGGUACACAGUGACUUCCAAGUUUUUAUAUGCCUGACUGUCUAGGUUCAAAGACUUUUAUGUUUUGAGUAUUUAUUGUGAGUUGACCUGAUCCUAAAGUAGCAAUAGACAACCAUUAGUGGAGUUUUACUAUUCUAAAACCCUUUUUAAACUUAAAAUUUUAACGAUAUGUAUAUACUGUACUUUUAAAAUGUGUAGAGAUGUUCUGUUUUUUUUUGUAGAUAUUUAUUGAGCCAGUAGUUCUGAAAGUAGCGCUCAUGAGACAAAACUGGUCCUCGAAAACUGCGUACAUCACAUCUUAGCUCUCUCUUUUGCUCUGCUGUGUGUGUAUCUUGCUAGCUGUCACUCAAACGGCGAAGGGCUGAAGCUCAUUGGCUUGAACUUGAAUUGCUCGGGGGCUGACCCAUGUGGGGAAAAAUGGCGCCGCACGCCUUCCAGCUUUCAAACUAGAGAUUCCGUGGCUAAUUUGAGGUUAGACAGUAAUUAUUCUCAUAGAUUCUGCAUGUAUGAUUUACAUGUUGACACAUCCAGCCCAAAGCGGGAGGUUUAUAAAAUACUUACUAGUCGCCAAAGUUCUUGAUCAUGUCUUUUAAGAUUGAAUAAUAAACUGUGUUAACUCAUUAUGUAUCACCAGUAGCCCAGCCAUGUGCUAGCAAUAUUUGUAAACAACUUAAACAAGUGUAAUAUAUUGCAGAUUAUGGGAAAAAUGUAAAGAUUGUUGUUUAGUCAAUGUGGAGUCUUUACUGAAAAGGUUAARAGUAAAUGGCAACAAUAAUUAUUUUUUUUCCUAAAAAGUCUUAAAUCCAACUUUUUAAAUUUUGUGAGUACAGUGAAGUGUGAUUUGAGUGAGCUGCCAGKGAUUUGGAAAACUGUACCAUGCAAGUUAUUUUAUUCUAGACAACACAGUGGGAGUGUUGUUUUUUUUACCAUCAAGACUCUACUCCUGCUACCUGUUAAUUUGACUGCAUGUUUUUAAACACUGUUAUGUACGUCUCUCUUAUUUUAUUAUACAAAAAAGUUUUUUUAUAUGGGAACUGAUUUGUCGACGACUUCUUGUCUUGCUCAGUGUUCAGGCUGUUGAAUGGUGAUUGGCUACACUGUCUUUGUAGAUACUCAACCAGAUAGCAUUGACCCCGUUUCCAAGCAUGUUUAUUUGUUCUGUACCGUUUGCGCUGCCAUGCCAGUUCUCUGCAAAACUUUAGGAAUAUUAUUGAAGUAAAAACCAGAUGUAAUUAUGAACUGAAUAAAUCUCUCCUGUAUAUUUAA